GCCAGCCCCGACGGCGCUGACUCAGCAACGCGUGGGGGGAGUUUUGUCCCUCCGCGGACCCCGUUUCCCUCGCCCUCAGCCCUCCGCCACCACCGAGCCGGUUUCCUCUUUCCGGCGCCCUGGGUGCGAGAGGCUGGUGCAGCCGCUUGGGUUAGCGAGUCGCUCUGCUGUCCGGCUCUUGUCUGAGGACCCCGAAACUACCGUUCCCCGGCCAGGCAGCGUGGGCGCCAUGAACGAAGCAGGACUGAAUUCGGAGAAGGUAGCUGCUCUGCUUCAGAAACUGAAUUCCGACCCUCAGUUCGUACUGGCCCAGAAUGUCGGCACCACUCACGAUCUGCUAGACAUCUGCCUGAAGAGGGCCACGGUCCAGGGUACUCAGCAUGUGUUCCAGCACACGGUGCAUCAGGAGGGCAAGCCAGUCACCAACCAGAAGAGCUCAGGACGAUGCUGGAUCUUCUCCUGUCUGAAUGUUAUGAGACUUCCAUUCAUGAGAAAAUUAAAUAUUGAAGAAUUUGAGUUUAGUCAGUCUUACCUCUUUUUCUGGGACAAGGUUGAACGCUGUUAUUUCUUCUUAAAUGCUUUUGUGGAUACAGCCCAGAAAAAGGAGCCUGAGGAUGGUAGGCUGGUGCAGUUUUUGCUUAUGAAUCCUGCAAAUGAUGGUGGACAAUGGGAUAUGCUUGUCAAUAUUGUUGAAAAAUAUGGUGUCGUCCCUAAGAAGUGCUUCCCUGAAUCUCAUACGACAGAGGCAACCAGAAGAAUGAAUGAUAUUCUGAAUCACAAGAUGAGAGAAUUCUGUAUACGACUGCGGAACCUGGUACACAGUGGUGCAACCAAAGUCGAAAUCUCAGCCACACAGGACAUCAUGAUGGAGGAGAUAUUCAGAGUGGUGUGCAUCUGUCUGGGUAAUCCACCAGAGACAUUCACCUGGGAAUAUCGAGACAAAGACAAAAACUAUCAGAAGAUUGGCCCCAUAACACCCUUGAAGUUUUACAGGGAUCAUGUCAAGCCACUCUUCAACAUGGAAGAUAAGAUUUGUAUUGUGAAUGACCCCCGUCCCCAGCACAAGUUCAACAGACUUUACACAGUGGACUACUUAAGCAAUAUGGUUGGAGGGAGAAAAACUCUCUAUAACAACCAGCCCAUCGACUUCUUGAAAAAGAUGGUUGCUGCUUCCAUCAAAGAUGGCGAGGCGGUAUGGUUUGGCUGUGAUGUUGGAAAACACUUCAAUGGCAAGCUGGGCCUCAGUGACAUGAACGUCUAUGACCAUGAGUUAGUGUUUGGUGUCUCCAUGAAGAACAUGAAUAAAGCCGAGAGGCUGACUUUUGGCGAAUCUCUUAUGACUCACGCCAUGGCCUUCACUGCUGUCUCAGAGAAGGAUGAUCAGGACGGUGCUUUCACGAAGUGGAGAGUGGAAAAUUCGUGGGGUGAAGACCAUGGCCACAAAGGUUACCUGUGCAUGACAGAUGAGUGGUUCUCUGAAUAUGUCUACGAAGUGGUGGUGGACAAGAAGCAUGUCCCCGAAGAGGUGCUAGCUGUACUAGAGCAGGAACCCAUUGUCCUGCCAGCCUGGGACCCCAUGGGUGCUUUGGCCGAGUGAUAUUGCCUCCAGCUUUUCCGCCUCCUGUGGGACCUGAAGUAGCUACAAAGGACAGAUCCAGGGACUGAAGCCAAAGUUACACAGGUGACUGUGUGUUCCCACAGGACACAGUCAGACUCUUGGAUUUCUCCUCCAGGAACCUCUUUGGGGAAGUGUGCUUUAUGCGGAAGCAAAAUACUCUUUAAGAAAAAAAGGGAAAGAUCAGGUCAUACCGUCUACUCUCCUCAUCUCCAACAGCUCAGGAUCUCUUAGCGUUUUAAUCAGAUGGCAUUGUUUGUCUUAACUCUGUCUGAAAGGUUUGGUUCAGUGUCUGUUUUCAUAAGGCGGGAGAGGAUGAGCAAUUGAGGUGUGUGGAGAGAAAAUGGACCUAGUGUUCCUUGUUCCUAGAGUAGAAUAGGGGGAGGGUGCCCUAAUCUUGAGCUCUCGAAACUGCAUGCUGCCUGACAGUAGCACUGUCCCUCCUAGAUGGCAGUCUCUGAGGUCAGUGUUUUCAAGGUAAUUUUUUGCGCCUCUUGAUAGCCCAGGAAUGGGAGGUUGAUCGAAACUGACAUGAUUCCUUCCUGUUGUUCUGAACUGUGGGGAACACAGCUUUACUCGAUGCAGGGUUAGGGAGAGGCUUAGAGAAAGUGGGUGAGAGACCAACCAAAACCUUAUCAUGAUCUGCAUCAUAAUCAUUAGGGGGAGCUCUCACCAAACAGUUUAACUUCUCCCUCUGGAAUUGGGAGUUGGGUGGGCAUGAAAAGGAGAUAUCCGUUCUUUCUGACAACUAGAUGGUGCUGAGAAGCUUUUGAAUAAAACACUUUGCUAAAUGAGA
Molecule: messenger RNA, 2411 nt
Organism: Phacochoerus africanus (Common warthog)
Lineage: Eukaryota; Metazoa; Chordata; Mammalia; Artiodactyla; Suidae
Gene: BLMH
Product: bleomycin hydrolase
Exons: 12
Coding region: 230-1597 (455 amino acids)
Biological process (GO): L-homocysteine catabolic process; proteolysis; response to toxic substance
Cellular component (GO): cytoplasm
Molecular function (GO): cysteine-type aminopeptidase activity
Source: RefSeq, a predicted model, not a curated record